AACACCUUUGCUGCUAACCUAAGCCACAAGUGCGCACAAUAAUAACAAUUAAAAAUCCGUACCCUGCGCCGAUCGCCAUGCCCUUAAACCUUUUCAAAUUCACCUCAUCAUCUUCUUCUUCUUCUUCGUCUAUCACAAUUCACCAACACAUAUGGCUACGCCGUGCAAUCACCACCGGAAAACCUAAACCGCCGCCGGCAAUGUCCUCCGGCUGGUCUUACAUUUCACAACCUCCUCAUUUCAUUCAUAAUAAUAAUAAAUAUAAUAAUAAUUAUCAUUACAACAAAUUAGCGUUUCGUGGCUUAAAUAGUUUCAGAUUCUGUUCUGGAAAUAUGGAAUCACGUGUGGUUAAUGAUAACAAAAACGAAAAACGGAUAUCGGAAAAUAACCGCCCGCCGGCGAGACAAAAUUCUUCGGCGAAAUUGUUGACCUUGCCGACGGUUUUAACGAUUGCUCGUGUUGCCGCUGUUCCUAUCUUAAUCAGCACUUAUUAUAUGGAUAGCCGGUUAGGAACGACGGCUACUACCGGAAUUUUUAUAGCUGCGGCGAUAACGGAUUGGCUUGACGGUUAUUUAGCAAGAAGAAUGAACUUAGGAACUGCAUUUGGUGCGUUUUUGGACCCGGUGGCUGAUAAGCUUAUGGUUGCUGCUACAUUGGUCUUGUUAUGUACAAGACCUCCGGAAGCUGCUCUAUUUGCGCAAUUCCCGUGGUUAUUGACUGUACCGGCAAUAGCAAUAAUUGGUAGAGAGAUAACAAUGUCUGCGGUUAGAGAAUGGGCUGCUUCUCAAGGAAGUAAACUUUCAGAGGCCGUUGCUGUAAAUAAUUUGGGGAAGUGGAAAACUGCCACGCAAAUGACUUCAUUAACCAUCCUUCUUUUGAUUAGAGACAGCAGUUUUACAGAAGUAGGGAUUCUUGGUGCAACGGGUGUUUCUUUUCUUUACGUGUCAGCUGGCCUAGCCUUAUGGUCACUGGUUGUGUAUAUGAAGAAGAUAUGGAAAGUUAUGCUGAUGUAGCAACUUCAAGAAUUUAACACAUCGUUAUUGAAGGACUUACUGCUGACUAUGUUAUUCUUGAAACCCCUGGCAGCCAAAACCUGCCUUUUCGCCCUGGUUGUGCCUACUGCCAACAGUUAUAUCUCAUCCUUCUUUCUUGGUUUGUGUGGAUGCUCAUUAUAGGUUGGCUGUUCUCAUCUUAAGGUGUUCAACCAAGGUAAGCAACAUGAUACAUACGAGAUGGUUAUAGUGGUUCAUAGCAUAUGUUAUCGGUGCGUGGAUUAGGAAAUUAACCCUUUUUAAUUGUUUGUAAUUUUAUAUUGAUGUGAGGUAUAUUUAUGCUGGUGUACUAAUAAACAAGCAUUGUAAAUUAGUUACUGAUGGCCACAUUGCGUUAUAUGAUUUUUUUGUUUUUCCCC
This is a messenger RNA of Erigeron canadensis, 1411 nucleotides long. Its product is annotated as CDP-diacylglycerol--glycerol-3-phosphate 3-phosphatidyltransferase 2. The coding region runs from base 78 to 1013 and encodes 311 amino acids. Gene Ontology annotation, cellular component: chloroplast envelope; membrane. The record is from RefSeq and is a predicted model, not a curated record. Gene Ontology annotation, molecular function: CDP-diacylglycerol-glycerol-3-phosphate 3-phosphatidyltransferase activity. The transcript is spliced from 7 exons. Gene Ontology annotation, biological process: glycerophospholipid biosynthetic process. Lineage: Eukaryota; Viridiplantae; Streptophyta; Magnoliopsida; Asterales; Asteraceae.